CAGCCUUUGCGCAUCGCAACUUACGAUCGCGACCUUUGGCAGACAAGCAACAAGGUCAAUCACCCAUUUUUUCCAGCACAAUGACCAAAUCAUUAAGCGUACCCAAGGCGGAGGAUGCCUCCGUCUUCCCCAUUGCCUCAGAACAGAUCGUCAAGGCGUCCAAGGCCCUCCUGUCGCACAUGCGCAAGGCCGCCAAGGAGGCCUCGGCGAGCGCGUCCAAGAAGAACCUGCUCGAGGACGAUGAGGGGUCCGACAUGGCGCAGGAGCCCAUCUGGCUCAACCUGACCACCAAGCGCAACGUGCGCGACGACAACAGCCUCAAGCCCGGCCGCGUCGCCGUCCCGCACCCGCUGAUCCCCGCCGACUCGGAAGCGACCAUCUGCCUGGUCGUGGCCGACCCGCAGCGCGCCUACAAGGACAUUGUGGCCUCGGACGAGUUCCCCGCCGCCCUGGCCAAGCGCAUCACCCGCGUCGUCGACGUCACCCACCUGCAGGCCAAGUUCAGGACGUUCGAGGCCCAGCGCCAGCUCUUCGCCAGCCACGACGUCUUCCUCGCCGACGACCGCAUCAUCAACCGCCUGCCCAAGUGCCUCGGCAAGACCUUCUACCGCUCGACCGCCAAGCGGCCCAUCCCCGUCUACCUGGCGCCCCGCAAGCCAAAGUCGGACAAGAGCCAGCAGCAGCAGCCCAAGAAGAAGGGCAGCGGCAAGAAGGAGAAGGGCGACGAGGCCAACGCCCGGCCCGCGGCCGAGAUCGCGGCCGAGGUCCAGGCCGCGACGGGCGCGGCGCUCGUGCACCUCUCGCCCAGCACCAGCACGGCCGUCAAGGUCGGCUUCGGCGGCUGGACGGCCGACCAGCUGGCCGAGAACGCCGCAGCGGUGGCGCGCGCCCUGGUCGAGCGCCACAUACCCCGCAAGUGGGCCAACGUCCGGUCCGUCUUCCUCAAGGGCACCACCACGGCCGCCCUCCCGCUCUGGCAGACGGACGAGCUCUGGCUCGACGGCGCAAAGGACGUCUUGCCCGAGGGCUCCGAGGAGCUCAAGGCGCUCGAGGAUAAGAAGAACAAGGAGAAGCCCAACGUGGGCAGGAAGCGCAAGGCGCUCGAGGCCGCUGCCGAGGACGCUGCGGCCGACGGCGAGGAGGUCGAGGAAGUCGCUGCUGCCGAGGCCAAGAAACCGGCCAAGAAGAAGGCCAAGGUGCCCGUGGUGGAGAGCAACGACGACAAGCUGGACAAGCAGAUCAAGGAGCGCAAGGACAAGCUCAAGAAGCAGAAGAAGGCGGCGAAGCUGGCAAUGGAGGCGUAGGAACUCCUAGCCGGCCCCCGAGUCUGGCAUUUCUAAUCGAAAUCCUGUGUGCAUUUUCUUGGAGUACGGCGUUCAAUGUGUGCGGGAUAAAAAAGAUUCACAUAGCUUGUUCAACGUCAUCGAAAUUCUGAUGCCUUUUUGUGUGCCUAAACGCACCCGUAUGCUCUGGUGGUGUAAAUGCAUGCCUUGCUCAAGAGCAAAGAUAUGAAGAUAAGGCAUAGCGUCUGUCGCGAGAUAGGAGAUGUACAUGAACCAAGUCCAAGCAGAAAAAUCAAAGAAAGAAAAGAUGGGUUGCCUGUUAGACAGUUCCUCCACGAAGAAUAGACAGACCCGCGGUUGUGUUCGCCGCGCCCAUCAUCCUCUAUCUUCGGAGGCUAUAUCAUCUCAAAUCAUCGCAAGCUGAAUGU
This is a messenger RNA of Gaeumannomyces tritici R3-111a-1, 1711 nucleotides long. RefSeq lists its product as hypothetical. NCBI's taxonomy places the organism in Eukaryota, Fungi, Ascomycota, Sordariomycetes, Magnaporthales, Magnaporthaceae. The transcript is spliced from 2 exons. The coding region runs from base 81 to 1304 and encodes 407 amino acids. The record is from RefSeq and is a predicted model, not a curated record.